Molecule: messenger RNA, 604 nt
Organism: Mucor mucedo
Lineage: Eukaryota; Fungi; Mucoromycota; Mucoromycetes; Mucorales; Mucoraceae
Product: putative gamma-secretase subunit pen-2
Exons: 2
Coding region: 100-396 (98 amino acids)
Cellular component (GO): gamma-secretase complex
Source: RefSeq, a predicted model, not a curated record
GAGAAAUUGAAAAAUAAAAAAUAGGAGACUUUAUUUUUUUUUUUAUUUUUUUAUUUUUUUAUUUUUCUUUUCUUCAUUACACACAUCUUGACCGCGUCAAUGCCAAAACUCGAAAAGAUGAGCUCGGAAGAGCAUGUAAAUAUUAGCAAGAAAAUGUUUUAUGGAGGGUUUGCGUUCUUGCCGCUUUUGUGGCUAGUCAACUUUUUAUAUUUUUUCAGAACGAGUCGAGAAGCAACAGCACCCAAAGCAUUAAAGAAGUACAUUUAUCUGUCAUUGGGAGGUUGCAUGGUCUGGUUUGUUCUAUUAACGACAUGGUACGGUCUAUUUGUGAACAGGCGAAGUGCCUGGGGACAGACAGCCGAUCGUAUUACGGUAGUUAUACCCAAAGGUCUAUAAUUGGUUACUCCUUUUUUUUGCAAAUUAUUGUUUACAUUUGGUGAUACAGGCCGCCGUCCGUUUCGAUGUCUAAACAACCCACAUAUUUAUAGCCGUCUUUUUUUUUUAUUUUUAUUUUAUAUUUCUUCUUUUUUUUCUUUCCCGCAUCUUUCUUUUUUUUUUAAAAAAAAAAUAUAUCUAUAUAUAUAUACACACACACACAUUUUUA